UUUCAGGUUUCUUUCUAACAGUACGGAGCAACAAUGGAGUUUUACGACGAAGACAGGCCUAGAUUCGUCUUGCAAUCUCGUCCUUCCUCUUCUCUCACGACGGAGGAAGAAGAAGAACCUAAAAUACCUAAAAAGAUCUUUAUCUCAAUCUCCGUCACUGUUUCUCUCAUCAUUCUGUCUCUCUCCUUCUUCUAUUUCGAAUCCGAGCCUGCCAAAUCGCUUCUCUUAUGGCUUGCCAUCUCUUUCCUCGUCGGUCCUUUCGCUCCUAGUUCGCUCACCGGAGGUAAGAUUCGCGUCGGCUAUGGUCAGAUCUUGGAGCCGGAGCAGAUCCAAGAUGAGUCAUCGACGGAUAACGAACGUGAAUCGAGGAGGAAAUCUAUGAAUAAGCGAUCUAAAGGUACGACGAAGCAGGACAUUCCUCCGGAGAAUCAUUCUUCAGUGACGGAUGUUUCGAGAAAAGUGGCGACUCCGCAGUCUAAGGAGAGUGGAUCUGUAAAUGGAACCAAAGAUUGGAGUGAAGAAGAUAUCGAGGUUUUGAAGAAGCAGUUGAUUAAGCAUCCAGCUGGUAAGCCUGGGAGAUGGGAAGUGGUUGCUUCAGCGUUCGGAGGAAGGUACAAGACUGAGAAUGUGAUUAAGAAAGCCAAAGAGAUUGGAGAGAAGAAAAUAUAUGAGAGUGAUGAUUAUGCGCAGUUUCUGAAGAAUAGGAAAGCUUCGGAUCCUAGAUUGGUUGAAGAAAACGCUGAAGAUUCUGGAGCUGGUGGAGAUGAUGAAGCUAAGAAGGAGACUUGGAGUAAUGGAGAAGACAUUGCACUGUUGAAUGCUCUGAAAGCUUUUCCUAAGGAGGCAGCUAUGAGAUGGGAGAAGAUUACAGCUGCAGUGCCUGGGAAGUCGAAGGCAGCUUGUAUGAAGAGAGUUACUGAGCUUAAAAAAGGGUUUAGAAGCUCAAAAACUCCAGCCAAUUAGCUAGGGUGAGAAGCCAAUGAGGGACAUCUUUUCGGAUUAGGGCAAAUACCAGGAGGGGAAGAACAAUUUUGUUGUUGCUGCUUGAGUGUACCACAGGAUCAAGAAGUAAGCAAGAGUUAUGCAGGAAGUUUCUUUCUUUAGAGACAGACAAGAGAGCAUCUUAAUAUAGUAAAGAUGAAAUUAACAUAGAUUUAUGAGGUUCUUUUUUACUUCCAAGCUAUAAUAAGAAUUACAUAAUUUGGGCAUCUGUGUAUCCUUA
Messenger RNA from Capsella rubella, 1222 nucleotides. RefSeq names its product dnaJ homolog subfamily C member 2. Lineage: Eukaryota; Viridiplantae; Streptophyta; Magnoliopsida; Brassicales; Brassicaceae. Gene Ontology annotation, biological process: regulation of translational fidelity; 'de novo' cotranslational protein folding. Gene Ontology annotation, cellular component: cytosol. The transcript is spliced from 2 exons. Gene Ontology annotation, molecular function: Hsp70 protein binding; ribosome binding. The coding region runs from base 34 to 963 and encodes 309 amino acids. The record is from RefSeq and is a predicted model, not a curated record.